Molecule: messenger RNA, 2153 nt
Organism: Sitophilus oryzae (rice weevil)
Lineage: Eukaryota; Metazoa; Arthropoda; Insecta; Coleoptera; Curculionidae
Gene: Rsph3
Product: radial spoke head protein 3 homolog
Exons: 11
Coding region: 206-1987 (593 amino acids)
Cellular component (GO): cilium
Source: RefSeq, a predicted model, not a curated record
GCCGACGCGUCGGAGGCGGUUGCCUUAUACCGGCUUUUCCUUAACUACUUCGUCGCUAAUAAGUUCACUUGUAUCGCCUUGAAAUCGAUUCCUUGAAAAGGCACGUUACACUCAUGAAAAAGGCCGACCCAAGAACAACACCGCUUCCAAGAAACGAUUAAAAAACUAGUUAUGCAACACGAUGAAAUAAAAUGACACAAAGCUGAUGGCAACGGACAUGAUAGUACCGAAGCUCUCCAUGUCAUCUGACGAAACGGAUGACGUGGCCUUCAAGGUCCUCAACCAAGACAACUUGCCUAACAUUGCCGUUGUCGGUGAAACUAUCUUUAAACCAUUCGGUAAUGACCCUAAAGUUAAACCAAACUUAAUAGUCCAUCCCACGAGAAGAGUGGUCACUAAUUUAGAAGAGAAUAAGCAAAAGGUUUUUGCUAAAUCUCAUGGAAAUAUUAGCAAUAAUAACAACGUUAAUAAUAAAGUAUUAAAAAAGAAAUUCAGUAGUUCGUAUAAUCAAUUGAAUCAUACUAAUAGUACUACAGGAAUCAAAAUUGAAGAUUUAAAAAGUCAGGUGGACUCCAAGUUCACCAAAACUUUGGAUGCCAAACUAAGACGACUGCAAAAGGAAGAGAAACAAACGAAGAAAAUCUACCAAACCAAUCACGUAGAUAAGCACCGCAAGCCUUUCGUCACCACCGUUCCCAAAGGAACCUUUUUAGAGCCACCUCACGAAAUAGAAAAAUUGUUUAAUAAGGAACUAGCAAAAUGUACAAAAGAAUUGGAGGCGUCCAAGGCCAAGAAAGAAGAUGCGAAAAAGUUGUUCACGUAUGCCAGUCAGCCGAGAGUAUUGAAUAGGAGUCCAGCCAAGUUUGUGCACGUGCAGAAAUGUGCUGCUGCGUUGGCAGCUGCUAAGAUCAUUGGAAGUGUGGCUGGAUUAAAUAUAGAUGAUAUCGAAGCUGCACAAAAGAAUGAUCAGGAAAUAAAUUAUUCCAAUGUUAUGUUCGACAAAAGAGUGUUCCGAGGAAGCAACUUCUCACAACAGCAUUUGGGUGAUGGUGAAUCAGCAGCAGCUCGGGCAGCUGAAGCAAGAAGAAGAGCUUUAGCACGCAGAAAAGCCAAAAAUCAGCAUUACAGAUCUUCUCAACUUAGAUUAGGUUCUCCACCUCCAGUCACAGGUCGUCGUCAUGAGACUAUUCAAACCGAAGACUACUUGGAAGAACUGUUUGUUAAUCCUCCGGUGGCAGACAUGUGCACUCAAACAGACCUGUUCCUGGAAAGACCUGUGUCGCCAUUUUAUAUUCCUGCCAAAACUGGUGCUGAUGCUGAAACCCAAAUAUAUCCAGGAGAUUUGUUCGACUUUGAUAUGGAAGUUCAGCCCAUCCUCGAAGUGCUUGUCGGAAAAACUAUCGAACAAGCCCUUAUUGAAGUGUUAGAAGAAGAAGAACUGGCGGCAUUAAGAGAGCAACAAAGACGAUUCCUUGAGCUCAGAGCUGCAGAGACUGCUGAGGCUCUAAGGUUAGAAGAAAGGGAGAAAAGAAUUGUGAAAGAAAAAGAAAAGAGGUUGGCUGAACACGAGGAUGGUGUUAAAAUCCAGAAAGAAAUGGAGGAACGUAUAGCUGCGGCUGUACUAAUGCAAGGAUACAUGGCUGACCUAUUACCAUCCGUGAUUGAAGGAUUAGAAUCCGAAGGAUUUAUGAUGGAUAAUGUUAAAGAAGAUAUCGAUGAGUCAUUCAUGCCAUGGUUGAUUAAGGAAGUCACGCACGAGCUACAGGAUAUGGUCUGCAGUAGGGAUGUUCUCUCAGAUAUUGUUAGAGAAAUUCUGGAAAAUAGAGCCGAGAUAUACAAGGCUCUCAACAAGGAAGUUUCAUCUGAAGAAACAGAAGAAGAGGGACCUUCAAUUGAAGAUAUGAUACUGCAAGAUCAUCUGAAACUUCAGGAAGAACUUAGAAUACGGGAAAUGGACAAAACCAAAGAACCAGAGAAUGAGCAAUAAGGUUACAGCGAAGAGCCUUAUGGAGCCUUUUAAAAGAGAAUCUAUAUUUUAACAAUAUAUUAUUUUAGAUAUUUUUGAAGAACUAUUAGAGAACGCACUUUUAAUGUAUAAAAUUUUUAUUUAUAUCUAUUUUAUUGUAAAAUUUGUUGCUGAAAAAAUAAAAGAA